GGUCGUACGUUGAGCGUAAAAGUAAUGAUAUUCGUGAAAUAAAACGGAUUUUAUGCGAAGAAGGGACGGUUAAAGGCUGAAAAAUAAACGGAAGUUCCGAGCGAGAUAUUCGGAAGGCAUGUGUUUUUGUGUUGAAUUUUGCAAGGAAUUAUAAAAGGCAGUGCGAAAGUGUUGGAAUAAUGGAAUUCAAUUAGCAAUUUUAAUGAAAAGUGUUUUCGAAUCGAUAUAGAUGAGAUUUUGGAGUUCUUUAGUGAAAAAGUGCAAAGAUAAUGUUAAACAGCAAACUUCAGCUGUAUGUAAAUAACAUGCCAAAGUGUCGCGAUUUCUCAAAUGGAAAUUAAAAAUACUCGAAGAAGAAUGCCAAAGUGCUCGAGCGUUGGCCGGAUGUAAUUUCCAUAAGCAAUGAAUUUCCUGUGUCGGACCAAUUGAGUGCUUUGUUGUGUCGGUAGUGCGUGGCGCAUAUUUUUGUCGCCGAAAAAAUUAAGACGAGUUGCAAACCAACAACAAUCAAUGUUUAAAAAUAGAAAUUGGUUUUAAAUAAGAAAUAAAGUGAGUUAAGUGCAGCGAUAGUAUUAAAUAAAUUGUUCAGGUUGGCCAACAAUUGGUUGAAAAUGUGGUCUUAAAGUUAAUGUUUUCUUAAAGCGUCUACUUUACUAGAAGUAAACAUUUGAUUUUUGACGCCGCGAAUGGACCCAUACAUACUCAAACAUACAUACAUAUGUAUGUACAUAUGUGAGCACGAGUCUUGUCGACCCGCAUUGCAGAGAAAGUGCGAAAAGUUGUGUGAGCUAAAAUAUUUGCAGACACUGAAAAUGUCAGCUGAAUGUUGUCCAAACCAGUAAAGGCGCUAUAAAGCGGUAAGGAAGUGCGCCCGUGAGUACAGUGACACAGUAAAAUAGAGUGGAAGUGGUGGAAAAGCGACUGCCUACCAUACGCCAAAAACCUGUCGAUCAAAGCGACACAGCAAAUGCAAAAACCUAUAGCGUUUUACCACUUAGGUAAGUGACGCGCUGAGCCACUGCCUGACUGGCGGCGCUCAUUUUACCUGCCAAAACGAUAAGGAUAAUAAACGGCAGCCGCGGUGAAGUGCAAAGUACAGUGAAUGCUAAAAUGCGCGCGUGUUGCAAUCAAGAAAAAAUUAUAAAAAAAAAAUAAAAUAAAAAGUGGGAGCAGCAAAUUGAAAACAGUGUUUUCAUAAAAAUAAAAAAGCGUAAAAAAUAAGAAUCCAGCAAAUUAUUUGUCUCCAGCAAGCUCCGUUGGCAUUACUGCUGAUUACAAAAAAGUUUCGUUGCCACAAAUAAUAAAUAAGCAAAUACUCGGCAAUAAAACAAAAGCAAAGGCAAAGGUAGUUUAGCAAUUCAGCCGUCAAGAGCAAACAGCCAAGCCAGCAAAAUCAGAAACCAUCAAUGUGUAAUAUCCACCUAUGCACGCACUGUCGGCACUCGGCUGCUACUGAUUGUUUGCGGUUGCAUUUACUUGUCGUAAAUCACGCAAACCAAUUGUCGUAGACAUUGCGCCAGACUGCACAAAAAGCGAAAAACCGAAAAAGCGUGGCGAGCGAAACAGUGAAUCACAGCAAACGGCAAAACAGAAGUUAUCGACUUCGAGCGGUCCGUCAAUAAAAAAAAAACGUUGACAAGCCGCGUGCAACGUUGCGACGUGGAAUUAAAUAUAAAACAAACAACAACAAUUCGAACAACAAACAACAAGCGGAAUAUUCAACAGCGUAAAAAGCGCGUACUUUGCAUUUAUUUUGGCGUUCGUCAGCAACAUGGCGGGCAAUAUCGUCAAAUGGUGGAAGCAUAAAAUACUCGGCGGCUAUAAACAAUUCUCAGUUCAAGAAUGCACCACCGACUCCGAGGAGCUGAUGUACCACCAGGUGCGCGCCUCAUCCUCCUGCAGUGCGCCACCCGACUUGCUCAUGGUGAGCGAUCGCGAAAACAAUAUACCGUUACGUUCGCCGGUAGUCAAUCUAAUUUCCACCGCAACAACAACAACGCCGGCGGCGCAUCAUCACAGCAGCGCCGCUGUUGGCUGCAGCAGUGUGCCAAAACAUCAUCAUGCCACCGGACAACAGCAACAACAACAUGCGGCACAUCGUGAUCCACACCAACAACACGGUGCAAAGGAUGACGGUGGUAAACAACAUUUGAAAUUGAGCAGCAAAAGUGCUGCCGGUAAAUUCAUUAAUACACAGCAACAGUUGGCCGUUAGUAGUCAACAACAGCAACAACAACAGUACCAGGAUGAAAUUGAUGGGCCACAGCAGACAUCGCAUCAGCGGCACUCCUCACAUCAGCACGGCAAGGAGGAGCGCAUACGGCUAGAGGAGUUCACUUGCGACGUUUCCGUUGAGGGUGGCAAGUCCACACAGCCGCUGCAGUUCUCCUUCACCUUCUACGACCUCGACGGCCAUCACGGCAAAAUCACAAAGGAUGACAUUGUCGGCAUCGUCUACACGAUAUACGAGUCGAUCGGCAAGUCCGUGGUGGUGCCACACUGCGGCAGCAAAACAAUCAACGUCCGUCUCACUGUCAGCCCCGAGGGCAAAUCAAAAUCAGCCGCGGCCGCCGCUGCAGCUGGCGGUGGAGGCGCGGGUGGUGGCGGCGGCGGUAAGUUGAAGAAAACUGCUAACGGCGCUGGUGCCGGCAUGUUGGACGCCGCGACAAAGUCAAACGCCGGUCACGGACACGGCCACACACGUCGGCAGCACCGCUAUCGGCCGCGCAAACUAAUUAAAUCGGAUGAUGAGGACGAUGACAGUAACAGUGACAAGGAAAAGGAAGCAGCAGCCGCGACCAAUGCUCCUGCCACAACGACAAGUGGCGCAUUGGCGGUCAGUGGCGUGGGUGCGCCAGUGGUGGCGGGUGUGGGUGUGGGUGGCAAGUCAAAAGGUCAUUCCAGCGGCAGCAAGUUCAAUAAAAUGAAGGCCUCCGCCGCAGUGGCGGAGCAACAGCAAAUGUUGUAUCAGCAACAGCAGCCGCAGGAAACGGGCAAUGCGGCAGCGCCACAACAGCAACACACGCCACCACACAUCGACGCGUCUGCCGCAAACUGUCCGCACGAGAGUCUCUAUGAGAAUAUGACGUCAGUGAAUCUGAAAUGUUGCAGCACUAAGGAUGCGCGGCUGAAAAUCGAAGACUGCCGCGGCUGUGAGCCGACAGUGACGAGCGCACCGAUUACACCUGCGGGCUAUGUGCGCUCGUCGACGGAUGUGUACAUGCGACAGGCGUCGACGCGCGUCAAAAUGCUGCGUAAGGCGCGAAAACAAAAGUUUCAGGACCAUUGCCACGAAACACGGCAGCGCAGCCUCUCGGUCGGCAGCGAGGCCUGUUGGUACAAUCGGCACAUACAACAACAACAACAGCAAAGCAAACUAGAACAGUCUCAGCAGCAGCAGCAGCAGCAAUUAGGUGAUGUUGUCGAUGGCGUUCAGCUACGUAAUCCACAGAAGAACGCAACUACCGCCGGCGCCGCCGCCUCGUCCGCUCUGGCUCAACGGCAGCGCAACUCUGCUGAGUGCUGGAAGACCGCAUUGAAUCGCAACGACUUGAUGAGCAUUAUACGGGAAAGCAUGGAGAAGAAUCGUUUGUGUUUUCAGAUGAGCGGAAAACCUCAAGCAAAUGUGAGUCCUAUAAGGCAACCACAACUUCAACAUCAACCGCCUCACAGUCAGCAGCAGCUGCAGCAACAACAGCAACAGCAACAGCGCUCAAAUACUGUGUCGAAAAUACCAACCUUAAUUGCGAACCACAGCAAUGCCAUUAUCAACCACACCAACAGCAGCAACAACAAUCACAGCAGCAACAACAACAACCAUCACCAUCGUCAUCAUCACAGCCCCAACAACAGCCACAGCCACAGCAACAGCAGCAGUCACAGUCACAGCAGCAAUCACACGAACAACAACAGCAGCGAGUUAAAUUUACACGACAUCAGCACCACCAACAACACCAACACCACACAAUACCAUCCUCAGCCACAUAUACCCAUCUACCAUCAACAAAUGGCCAUUAAUCCCGCUGUGCUCGCCGCACAAAGUGGCAUGCAACAUGGUGUACACGGCAAACUGAAUUUGUGUGGCUACGAUUCUUUUCUACAUGCCACCAUUUGCGGUGGCGGCACCAGUCACUCGCCACCGCUGACAACAAGUGGCAACGUCGGCGCCUUAACGGCCACCACAUUCGUGCCACAAAUUGUCAGCCACGAUCAACACAGUAAUCAACAACAACUAAUCGCAACAGUACAACCCAUAAUGAACGCAGUUCCUAGCAGCCAGAGCACGCCCGCAAAGGUCUUCCUCAACUCCACCACGCACCAGAUCAAAACCAGCAAAAUACUGCGCAGCGGCUCAUACUCACAACAACAUACACCGCUGCACAGCCUCACCGCACAUAAUUCACCACAGUACAGCGGCUAUCAGCGGCUGUCAUCUUCCAAUGCGCACCACAGCCAUGCACAUGGACAUGGUGGCCACAAUCAGCAAGUACACCAACAAUGCGCCAAUAAGCUGGCGGCUCUGAGUCUCGGCGACGCGCCGCUGGCUCACAACUCCCCCGUAGAGCACAUUGAGAAGUGGCUGAAGAACAAUAGCGCCAAACAUCAGCGCAAGGACAGCGCCACGAAGUAUGCCGAUAAUGCGCUGUACGCCAAGCUGAGCGAGAAGCUGCAAGAGAGCGCGCUGAGCACGCACAACCAACGCGAAAAUGUGCAGCGGCGCAAGCACAAGUCCGCACACAAGCUGCGCACGCCGACCGCUGGCAACACGCCCACAGCGCAGUCCAAAAGCGCAUGCGCGCCUAAUGGCAUGCAGUCGAGCAGCUCGAAUACGAGCAUAGGCACCUACGCAGCGCUCAUACCGAUACACGGCGAUCCGGCAGAAUGUGAGAACCUCAUCGCGCCGACCACUACCGACGACGAGGCGGUGAACGAGGCGCCUACGGCGCUCUUUUACGCGUCCUGCAAAGCUGCCGCAAACUCAACGCCGAAGUCAAAUGCAGCGGCUAACGCUGCGGUGGAGCCAGUCAAUCAAGACAGCAAUGUAGCAACCGCCAAAUUGGUGGACAUAACCGAUGAGACUGAAUUGGUGGCUGUUGAAGCUGUGGAGAGCGCGGUGGAUGAUCGGGAUGUGACAUUGCGCGUAAGCGAUGCGGCUGAAGUCGAGGAGUUGGAUGCGGAGGAAGGUGUGGAGGAUGAAGAGGAGGCAGAGACCGAAGAGAGCGGCAGUGCGAGCGCGGCCAAUACGAGUGGCGGCGCAUCGUCGCUGAUACACCGCUAUGUGCACGAGCACAUACACCAUCACUAUCAUCACUUUGAGGAAAAAGACGAAUAAAAGAGAAAUACUAAAAUAAAUUUAUUUAAGAAAAAUUAACAAGAAACAUAAGUGAGAUUAGGCUCAUUGACUGAGCCACCAGCGGUAGACUAAAACAGUAUAGUAUACAAACAAAAUAUAUGUAUAUAAGAAAUAAUAAGAAAACAAAUCAGCGUUUAAGUGUUGCUUAGCUGUAAUAUAUAUGAAUGUUAUCAAGUAUUCUUUAGCGAAUUUCUCACAACUAGCCUUGCUGUUAAAUGCGAAGCUUAAAGGCCUAAAAGUAUGCUAUAAAUGUAAUGCUUAUGCUGUAGGGACGCAAAGUUGGCUGCCGAAAGUGGAUUUGUUUUAAACGCAGCAAAUUGAGGGUGCAUUACAACAAGAAAAAGGCUUAGCUAACUACUUAAUUAACAACACCUUACAGAAAUUACAAAAUUUUUUGUUCACAAAAACACUUUAAAAACUUUGUCAUACAGUAUCGUGCAAAAUUUUAACAUUAAAAUAUUUUAGUUUUCACUGUUAAUACGCUGGCAACCAAUUUUGAGUUUUAGAAAGCUGUGAAAAAUAUUUACCCUGCAGAAUUAGGCAAAAUUUUAGCUGCCUUAUAUCUUUUAAUUUCAAGUUUCACUGCAAAAUUUUUAAAGCUUUUUUGAAUAUUCGUAAUAAUUGACAAUUUUUGAAAAUACUUUAACGAAUGUUUUUCUUGCUCAGUUAUACUUCAGCAUUUAAAUUGAAAUUAAUUGAAGCAAAAAUUCAAAAUUUUUUUAUUAUCACUCUUUUUAACACGUUUGUCACGAUUUUUAUUGUAGCCUUUAACUUUUUUUUCAAUUAUGAUUUAUUUUAUGAUAUUUGAUCCAAAAUUAAAUUUAUUUGUGUUUAGGUAAUUUAUGCUUAAAAUCGUAAUUAACAUUUCAAAAUUUGUAUUGCAUACUUUUGAGUGUUAAUGAUACCAAAUGAUGACGAUGAAUUUGCGCACAACACUGUAGUAAGAAUAAAUUGCGUUGCUUUUAUAGCAAAAACCAAUAAUUUACCGAUAUUUAAUGAUAAUAAUAAUAUAAUCACAACACUGCGAGCUUUUGCAUGAUUUUAAAAGUUUUAUUUAGGUUUUUCAUUAAAAAUUUCGAUUCUUUCGAAUUUGCGAGCAUUGGUUAAAAGCUUUCGAAACCACACAACAAAAGAUACAAAACAAAAAAAUUAUUUUCUACAAAAGGAUAUUGAUCAUUAAGGCAGUUGCUUACAAAAACAAAAAUAACAAAUGAAAAAUGUGUAACUAUUGUAGCUGUAAUUAUAAAUUAAAUAGAAAUGUUAUUUAUUGCUAAAAUAAACUAGACAACUACACUAUUGUUGUUGUAAAUAUGUACUUGGGAAAUUUAAGGAAUUUACGUGCAGCACUGAGGACUAUAUCACAAAGGCUAAGAAUUAAAAACUAAGCAAAUACAAAUAAAAUAGUUUAUUAAUCGAACUAAAGCACAAUUGCGCACAAAAUAAAUGCAUAAUGAAUUGAUAGCAACAAAUACAUACAAAUAAUGAACAAACACUCACACAAGCAAACACUAAAAAAAUUUAUACAUAUAUACAUGUAACAAAUACAAAUGUAAAAAACACUAAUGUAACUGUAUAAAUUAUUUAUAAAAUAUUUCAUAUAUUGUAUAAUUAUUAUAUAAUAUUUAAUAUACUAAAACAUUAAAAAAUUUAAUUCAACUAUCCGAUUGAAUGUGCGAAGUUACGGUAAAAGCUCAUGUUGCUGACAAAUAAGUAUAUAUAACUAAAAUACAAAUAUGUAAAACAAAAACAAAAACAUGCAUAUACAAAUUCUUAUACAUACAUACAAACAAAUAUAAUAUAAAUGUUUCGCUUGCAUAAAAAACAUACAAAACGAAAACUAGUUGAAAUUGUUUCAUAGUACUUGAUUAGCAAAUAAAAAACCGAAAUCUAGAAAGCACUAGAACAGUUACAUACAUAUGAAUAUAUGUACAUAAGCUAACGCAGUUGAAAAAUUACAAUAUAUUUACAUACUUAUAAUUACUUUGCUAAAUCCAUGUGGCAACCAAUUGCUUUGCGCGUUUCAGUAAAAAAGUUUGAUUACUUUAAGCUUAGUGCUUGCAAAGAAUUUCAACUGACUCUUACAGUACAGCGGGUAUACACAUACAUACUUAUGUAUAAUCAAAACUUUAGCGCUAAGUUUCAGUGCCACCUUCGUAUUACGUCAACCAAUCACCGCUGAAUUUAUUAUUUUUUAUUAAUAGCCAAUUUUUCUCUAAAUAUACUUCAAUAUAACUGUAGCAAUGUAUUUAUUAUAUAUAAAUUAUAUAUUUUUACGCAUAUACAUACAAUUACUGAUACAUAUGUUCAACUCUGUUAAUAUAUACAUCUACUAUAUAUAUGCCUUUAUAUUAUUUUUUCUUAAAACACAUAGAAAAAGACUGAUUUCCAUUUAUGAAUUUAUUGAA
Messenger RNA from Bactrocera neohumeralis, 7758 nucleotides. RefSeq names its product protein naked cuticle (gene nkd). Gene Ontology annotation, biological process: negative regulation of Wnt signaling pathway. The record is from RefSeq and is a predicted model, not a curated record. The transcript is spliced from 5 exons. The coding region runs from base 1772 to 5332 and encodes 1186 amino acids. Gene Ontology annotation, cellular component: cytoplasm. Lineage: Eukaryota; Metazoa; Arthropoda; Insecta; Diptera; Tephritidae.